Messenger RNA from Xenopus tropicalis (tropical clawed frog), 2597 nucleotides. RefSeq names its product paired box 5 (gene pax5). The record is from RefSeq and is a predicted model, not a curated record. The transcript is spliced from 10 exons. Lineage: Eukaryota; Metazoa; Chordata; Amphibia; Anura; Pipidae. Gene Ontology annotation, cellular component: nucleus. Gene Ontology annotation, biological process: regulation of DNA-templated transcription; animal organ development; DNA-templated transcription. Gene Ontology annotation, molecular function: DNA binding. The coding region runs from base 405 to 1571 and encodes 388 amino acids.
UAUAUAUAUAUAUAUAUAUAUAUACGCGCACAGAGUUACUAUCUGGCUAGUUACACAGUUUUCCUUUGAAUGACUGCUGGAGUUGAGUUUAUGCGAUUGUCGCUAGUAAGAUGAGCUGGCAGCCGCUGAUCUCCAGUGCCCUUUCCUAAAGCCACUGUCCAACACUGCCAAGCAACUCCCCCACCCCGGGGCACAGGACUGGAACACGUGUUCUGCAGUCGCAGCAUUUGGGCAAAGCAGGAGCAGCACCAGGAGUCGCAAAUCCCUGGAUCUUUGGGACUGGAUGUGGGGACUGCUGAGUGCAAAGGAUCAGUUACUCCGUCUCAUGUAAAGCCGAGAAGCGCGGCAGUGCGAUAGGGAGAUUGUCUCAGUGCGACACGGGCUUCCAUCUGGGAAUCGCUCCGAUGGAAAUACACUGUAAGCACGACCCGUUUGCAGCAAUGCAUAGACAUGGAGGAGUGAAUCAGCUAGGCGGGGUAUUUGUAAAUGGGAGGCCCCUUCCUGACGUAGUCCGACAGAGAAUUGUGGAACUGGCCCAUCAAGGAGUAAGGCCGUGUGACAUCUCCCGGCAACUACGAGUUAGUCAUGGAUGUGUCAGCAAAAUUCUUGGCAGGUACUAUGAAACUGGAAGUAUAAAGCCUGGUGUGAUUGGAGGAUCAAAGCCAAAGGUUGCAACACCCAAAGUUGUAGAAAAAAUUGCUGAGUACAAGCGUCAAAAUCCCACCAUGUUUGCAUGGGAGAUUAGGGACAGAUUAUUAGCAGAACGGGUGUGUGACAAUGAUACAGUUCCCAGCGUCAGCUCCAUAAACAGAAUCAUCCGAACUAAGGUUCAACAGCCAACAAAUCAGCAAGUUCCUCCAUCCAAUCAUAGCAUAGUUUCCACUGGAUCUGUGACUCAGGUCUCUUCGGUAAGCACUGAUUCAGCCGGAUCAUCUUAUUCUAUCAGUGGAAUUCUGGGAAUUACAUCAUCAAAUGCAGAGACUAACAAGCGCAAAAGAGAUGAAGGUAUUCAAGAAUCUCCUGUACCAAAUGGUCAUUCACUUCCAGGAAGAGAUUUCUUAAGAAAACAGAUGAGAGGUGACCUCUUUACGCAACAGCAGUUGGAUGUAUUAGAUCGAGUGUUUGAGAGACAACAUUACACGGAUAUCUUUACUACUACUGAACCUAUUAAGCCUGAGCAGACAGAAUACUCAGCCAUGGCAUCGCUAACAGGGGGUUUGGAUGAAAUGAAAUCUAGUCUAACAAGUCCAUCUUCUGCAGACAUAGGUGGAUCUGUUCCCGGACCUCAGUCAUAUCCUCUCGUAACAGGUCGGGAUUUGGCGAGCACCACCCUCCCUGGGUACCCUCCACAUGUCCCCCCUGCUGGACAGGGCAGCUACUCUGCUCCAACGCUGACAGGAAUGGUGCCUGGAAGUGAUUUCUCUGGAAGCCCAUAUAGCCAUCCACAGUAUUCGUCCUACAAUGACUCCUGGAGAUUCCCUAAUCCUGGCUUGUUAGGCUCUCCAUAUUAUUACAGUGCAGCGAGGGGAGGAGCCCCGCCUGCCACAGCAGCUGCCUAUGAUCGUCACUGACAGAAUGCAAUGACCCAAGCACUUACCAUAACUUGUUGAAAUUGUACUAAAGACUUCAUUUUCUGCAAUGUGUCAAAACGAAAAAAAGAGGCUUAUUCUUACAGAUCCACAGGAUAUUUCUCUUCAGCUAUCACGUCUACUUUCAGAGCUCGACCAAGAUCCAUUUUCCCAAGGGCAUUUUGUACCCUGACUUUCCAAAAUGCUCAUUAACUAUAUACCUUUUGUGUGUAGCAUCUUAAUUAACAGGAAGAAUCUUGAUCUUUGCUACACAUGGACAUACUAAAAUGAAUUACCUAAUGCACUUAGUGCAUUGCUGAAAUUCAGUUACUUGGUCAAGAAAGCCAAAUAUACAUGUCUAAUGUACAUAACAUGCUUCUUUGUGUAACUUAUAAGAGUGGCUUUGCAUAAACAGCAACAUGGUACAAAUUUGUAACUCGAAAUGCUUAAGGCAUUUUAUCUUUUUUAUAUAAUGCUGCAGUGAUUCAAGGGAUUCAGUAAGCUUUAACCAACAUAAAAACCAGGUUAACAUCUAUGGCAAAAUUUGGGGCUGAUCAUUACUGAUAAAAAAAAAGAAUUCACUUGAACCAUUUCCAAGCUAUCUAGUUUUAAAAUAAGAAGUAUUCCAUAUAGAUUAGUUGUUCCACCUCUUAAUAUAUAUUUUAUUCUUUAUUAAAAUGUUGAUGCAUAAUGUCUAUAAUUAUGUUUUUCCCUCAAAUCAUUGAGUAAAAAUCAUGUUUACAACAUCAAAUAUAAAUAUAUGUGAAAAAAUAUUUUGUAAAAAAGAGGUUUUGCUAGUUUCUUGCGAAGGAGGCUUGUGAAUCUAUAAGAAUAUCAUUAUUUUAUGCUUUAGAACAUCUCUAAAUCAAGUUAACUUAUAGCAUGCAAGCAAAGUGGUGAAUGAUGUAUAGUUUGGUUGGUCAUUAAAUACUACCAAUUUGUUUGUCCUUAAUCUUCAUACGUAUACCUGCCCACAAUGUGUUGUUAUGGUUGUUAAAAAUUCUUUAUAAAGCAUUUCUCAGCAAUGUA